AUGUCAUGGUUCCCACCGGUCGGACAAUCGCCGCAGGAUGGCUGGCGCUUCGACAUCGUCAGUCUGCUCGCCAUCAUCGGCGAGUCGACCCUGGAAGGACAUGUGCAGAUUAUCACCGCCUCCUCGUUCGCCUGGCUGCCACGCCUUCUCCCCGCCCCGCAGACCGUGCUGAAGACCGAGCGACCGGCGCGUCUUCCCCCCGUCAAAGAUGUGGUGAUUGUAGGAGUCCGGUCGGGCAUAUACCUGACGGAACUCAAUUUCUUCGCCGAUAUCAUUCAUGAUGUCGCCUCUCUGCAAGACUUCGAGUUUCAAGUGUAUGAGAUCGACUACGCAAAGAAGGGACCGAGGGAGCUGGAGGAAACGGGUCCGCGGAAGUGGACCUGGAGCAAUCAGAAGCUAGAACCCGUCUAUGUCCCCGUGAAGAAACUCUGUGCCUUGAACGUGGUCAUCUGGGUUUCCGUCUUCAUGACCAUCGGGCUCUUCAUCUGGGCGGGCCUCAUCCACGACGGCGUCGCCAUGAUCGCCCUCGUAACUAUGUCGCUAUCGACGAGUCUGGCCUGUCUCUCCUCCGAGUGGUACCCCGUGCUCUCCCACCGACCGACAACUGCGCGCGUCCCGCGUGGUGAUAUCGUGAUCUCGACGCGCAACGGGGCGUUCGUGGUGGUUAAAUGCUCGGAGGAGAUUACGCGGGAGUUGUACGGGGGUACGGAAAAGUGUCGCUACGUCUUUGGGGAAACUUGGCAUCGGAUCUUACUAGGGACGAGUACAGUGCUGCUCAUGGCGUCGGUGCUUCUAUUCAGCAACUGUGGGUGGACGAUGCAAGCGGCCAUCGGCAUAGCCUAUAUCAUCCUGAACAUCCUGUACUGGGCGGUGCCGCUGGUGAUGCACCGCAAGUCGACGUGGGACAUGAGUCGAUACGAGAUCAAAUCCCGGGUUGUGAAACCGAGAUCGGACUCGUGCGAGGGGCCGUCUAGCUAUACGGAGACCCUGUGGUACGCCAUCCGUGAGACCGAACGGACGGACUGGGUGAUCAACGGCAAGCUGGCGCCAUCGUCCGAAGCCUGGCGGAAGUGGCUGGAUGAGGCCCGGGACAACUGCCACCCGGGCUCGAAGUGGGAUGCCGUCGCAGCGAAAAAUCGACUGAUGCACGAGGCGGCGCAGGACAGCCACCAGCUUCCGACUGCGGCUCCUUCACUUGACGAAGCUCCGCGGUCCAGUGGUGAGAAAUCAUCGAGCUAG
Aspergillus clavatus NRRL 1 is the source of this 1239-nucleotide messenger RNA. RefSeq lists its product as uncharacterized. NCBI's taxonomy places the organism in Eukaryota, Fungi, Ascomycota, Eurotiomycetes, Eurotiales, Aspergillaceae. Bases 1 to 1239 code for a protein of 412 amino acids. The record is from RefSeq and is a predicted model, not a curated record. The transcript has a single exon.